AUUGUAACUGUGUCAGAUCACUUGAAACGCUUAAAACCGGCGUUUGAAUUGCUACAGCAUGAAGAUGUGUCCGUAAGGAUACCUGUCUUUUGGAGACAAGACACCCAUUUCUAAGGCUCACACUUUUCUUUUUAUUGAAAGAUCCGGAGACAUAUAGAAGGGGGGUGUUUCAGGCUUCGGCGAUGGAGCUGGAUACAGUGAACAUGUUCAUCAUUGCUGGGGGAACACUUGCCAUUCCUAUCCUGGCCUUCAUUGCAUCUUUUCUGCUAUGGCCCUCGGCUCUCAUUAAGGUCUACUACUGGUACUGGAGGCGAGCCUUGGGGAUGCAGGUGCGCUACGCUGACUGCAAGGCCUACCGCUUCUGCUACUCGGUGAGGGGCAAGCCGGGGACGCGGCCCUCGGUGCUCAUGCUGCAUGGUUUCUCUGCCCAUAAAGACCUGUGGCUGUCCAUGAUGAAGUUCCUCCCCAAACAUCUUCACCUGGUGUGUGUGGACCUGCCUGGCCAUGGAGGGACCACUCUGACCAACACGAAGGACUACUCCAUUGAGGGCCAAGUCCGGAGGGUACACCAGUUUGUAGAGACCCUCCGACUCAACAAGAAGCCAUUCCAUGUGGUGGGUACGUCCAUGGGUGGACAUGUGGCUGGAGUGUAUGCUGCCUGCUACCCUUCAGACAUCUGCGGGCUCACAUUGAUCUGUCCUGCAGGCCUGAAAUACCCCAACGAGAGCCAGUUCAUCCAGCGCCUGCGGUACCUGGAGCAGACCAAGAACUUCCACAGCAUUCCGCUCAUUCCAUCCACACCCGCGGAGAUGGAGGAGAUGCUCAAACUCUGCUCCUACGUUCGCUUCAAAAUCCCACAGCAGAUCCUUCAAGGAAUGGUUGACGUACGCAUUCCUCACAAUGAUGUCUACCGAGAAGUGUUCUUGGAGAUUGUAGGAGAGAAGUCCAGACAUUGUUUGCAUGAGAAAAUGCAUUUGAUUACAGCCCCAGUUCAAGUCAUUUGGGGAAAGCAAGAUCAGGUGAUAGAUGUCUCUGGGGCUUCAGUGCUGGCAGAAGCCCUGCCUGGGUGCCAGGUGGAUCUCCUGGACAACUGUGGUCACUCCGUCAUCGUGGAGAGGCCUCGCAAGUUGGCCAAGCUCCUAAUAGACUUCAUGAUUAGCCAGCAGAAUGCCAGCAAUUCCAGCUGCAAAAAGCUUUCAUGAAACAGCAGCAGCAAGAAACUUUUCAGAAUAAUUUAAAAAUAAUUUAUAUGUUUAAAUAAUAUAUUAAUUAGAUUUCUGAUUGAAUCAGCUCUCAGGGAGUUUCCCCCACCUGCCUGAUGUCUCAUUAUCUGUGUUUGUUCUAUAGCCACGUAACGUACAGCAUCCGUGUGUCAGUGCAUUAUUUUAAAUGAGACAUAGGAUAUUUACAGUAUGAAGUUACUUUUAUUGCUUUGUUGUUUUACCAUGGUGCUCCUGGUUAAGCCUGAUUGUUUAUUUUGUAUCGUGCCUUUGUUGUUAUUCAUAUUUCUUUAGCUAGCGACUUUCCGUAUAGGGAACACUAGUACGGUAGUAGGAUUUCUGAAUCUGACGAUACGAUUUAAGCAAGCAACCUGCAUCCCGGAGUAGCUAUAAUGGAAAGCUCUUCAGCCAAAGUUCUUUAACUCAAAAACUGGUAAAUGCACACUUCAUCGGAAAUUUAGUCCAUCGGUGGCUAUAGCACAAGCCUAUAUCUGUUUAAUACAUUAUUGUCUCAAGUAGACUCCAGGGUUCAACCUCCUAUGUUCAGAUUAGAUGGACAUACAGCUCUGGAAAAAAUUAAGAGACCACAGCAAACUUUUUAAUUUCACUUAUUUCUCAAUUUAUGGGCAUGCGCCUGUGUAAAAUAUGCAGCUUUUUUUUGUUGCAAAUUGCAGCCUGGCUCUUCCCUGCUUCUCAUUGAUGUAGGGCGUCUUCCUGUGCUAGCAAUAGACUUCACACCACUUAAUGAUUGCCAUUCUAUUUGAGAUCAUCCUCUUAUUUAUGAGGCACUGUCUCCUAAGUUGAUUGCCAUCUCUGGCAUUAGAAUUUGACAUCUUAAUUUUUUCCAGAUCUGUACAUGUUCCCCUACAAACUAGCUCAGCUAAGUCGCCUAUGUGCAAGUAAAUCCCUUAUCUUAAGAUAUACUGCACCUUGGUGUGAAAUUGGUAACUAUUUGUCUACAAUUAAUUGUUCUUAAAGAAUAUUGAAAUCAGGGGUCUGAAUGUUUAAUGACCAGGGUACAGUAGUUAACUUUCAGUUUAGCGGUUUUGGUUUGGAACACUCAGAUUUUUAAUAAAAAAAAAAACAAAAAACAAAAAAACAUAAAAUUGCAAAGGAUGGUUCUGCAUAUUUCAAAACUAUUGAGGAAAUACAGCCGGAUGAUUUUGCUGAAGUUUUUUAACAGACAUUACCGGCAUAUAAAACAUUAAAAUUAAGACAUGUAACGAAGGAAAAAAUGUGAUUCUUUACCUUGUUUAAUCUUACAUACAACAUAGACUAGUUGCUUUGUUAAUUAUUUUAAUUUGUCCAGAGACAGUUUCACAUGCAGGAACAAAGUAUAUGUGAAAAGUAAUGCUGUGAGUAAAUAUGGUAUUUUGCAAUUCAGGACAAGCAAAUAAAAUACAAUUUUAAGGAU
Brienomyrus brachyistius is the source of this 2634-nucleotide messenger RNA. It is a transcript of the gene abhd6a, whose product is annotated as abhydrolase domain containing 6, acylglycerol lipase a. Lineage: Eukaryota; Metazoa; Chordata; Actinopteri; Osteoglossiformes; Mormyridae. The transcript has 9 exons. The record is from RefSeq and is a predicted model, not a curated record. Bases 183 to 1202 code for a protein of 339 amino acids.